Numida meleagris (helmeted guineafowl) is the source of this 6728-nucleotide messenger RNA. It is a transcript of the gene KLHL20, whose product is annotated as kelch like family member 20. The record is from RefSeq and is a predicted model, not a curated record. Gene Ontology annotation, molecular function: protein binding. The transcript is spliced from 12 exons. The coding region runs from base 3371 to 5188 and encodes 605 amino acids. Lineage: Eukaryota; Metazoa; Chordata; Aves; Galliformes; Numididae.
CCACUUAACCCCAUGUGAUAAAUUCUGUGGUGAGUUGGUUUCAGAAGUGCUUAGACCAUAAAACCUCUUUGUUUUUAAAAAAGAUCUGGAUAGGAGAGUUAGGGUAUAAGCAUUUAUCUUUAGUCCUUGCUUCUGUGUGUUUAGUUCUCAGUAUUUACAGGACCAGAUGUCUGAAGUGGAUGUGUUGUUAGGAGAAGAGUUUGGAAGAUGAUUUAUUGUAAUUCUACGUUCUCCUUUGCCCCUCCUCACUUGCUGUCUCUUAAAAUCCAGUAUUCAAUUACUUCUGUGUUCUAAUAGUGUAAAAUAAACAGUCUAGGAAUAAAAUUGGACUUGAUUUCUGAGAGGCAUUACUUUUCCCUUAACUAAAGGAGUUUAGCCCCUCCAAUGGGGUAAGGUCUUGGGUGAAAAGGAGAUUUCCUCUUCUAAUUAUGGAUGCCAGCUGCCUCGGUUCUAAUGAGCUGAAGAUGCAGCUGAAGUUUAAUUCAGGGGAGUGCUUGCUGUGGCUGUAUCAGAAAUGUUCUGUUACAUAGAGGGGGAAAAGAAUUGUCCCAGUAAAUCAGCAUGAUGACAGGUAGGCAAACAGGAUUGCUUGCUCUGGCUGCUGUUCACUAUUAAAUGUACCAUGACAAACUUUAACAGCAGUUGUAUUGUGCGUACAAGCUGUGUGGGAGUAAGGUUUCCUGAAGUUUUUUUUUUUUUGCCUCCAAAUGAAGUAGAGAGAACUCAUGCAAAUUGCCUAGUCGGUCUGUACUCCAGGGUGUUAAAAGUUGAGAAAUUUUGCUAGGGAUAAUUCUGUAAACAUCAGAACGAUGCUUCAAUUAAACUAAUGAGUAAACCUUGGGACGUGAUAUGGGCAUCUCUGGGGCUGUGUUAUGUUAUUCAGGUUUUUUUUUGCCAAGACAAGAAAUGUGGUUUUUGGGCAAAGAGGAGAUAACCUGUGGCUUUUGCAGUGAGUUCCUUUUUUCUCCAUGACACAUGGAGGAGCGGACAGCUCUCUUCCAUCUCAGUCUUCUACAACUCAGACUGUUUAAAUCUUAACCAACACAGAACUGUAUCUUUUUAGGUUUUUGUGGCAUGCUCCAUUUGUCAGAAUGCUGUUGCAGAAUGAUGUGGAACUGGUGGCCAGCUUGGCUUGUUCUCUUUGGCUCUCUCCUGUGUUUCUGAGUUCCUAAUGGAACAAAACAAAUUGAGGUUCUGAAUUUGUCUGUUGUCUUCUGCUUGUGGUGUUGAGGCAGAGAAUGGAAUCGUGGAGGUUGAUAGGUAUUCAGGGGGGUUGUGGCUUUGGGUUUGCCGUGGCAGAAGAUCUGUCUGCCAUUCAAGCUGGGGUAGCCCUAGCAGUGAGCAGCAGCACUGGCUGAAGCAGCUGAGGUUUUCUGUUGUGGUGCUGACCCUGGAGCUUCAGGCUUCUUUAACAACUCAUGCAGACCAAACCUUCCAGUACCUUUUGUUUUCCUUCCCUCUGUGGCAAGCCGGUGCAGAGCGUGGAUGGCCUGUUUGACAUACUUCCAUGGCCAUGAUUUCUGAGGUAACCCUUCUGCCUAGACACAUCACGUUGCUGUAGUCCAGCUCUUGAAUGUGUUUGUGUUGUAAGGGUCUCUGUGCAGAUUGUUAAAAUGUGUUUGUUCUACUGCUGAUUUAGCAGGAAAGGGUUGAAGCUUCCCUGCUGGAUUUUGGGCUCCCAGGCGCUUCUAUGAAGCGCAGCUAAGCAGCUGAGGGAGCACUUGCUUUCAUCCUUGUACUCAGGGCUCUGCAGCCACUUAAUACCAAAGCCAGAGUCCAGGCAGAUCCUGCAGGAAUGGAGUCAGGCUCGGACGGUGCUCUGUUAAUAGAUGUGGUGAGUUGGUAUAAAAUAUGUACAGCAUUCAGGGGAUAGGGAGAGUGAUUUCAACGGGAAACAAAUUGCAGCUAUCCCUGUCAAAAUUGAACAUCAGCACGUUCUCUCCACCACAAGCAGGAUUUAUCUCGCGUUAGCAAUGAAGUGAUAGUUGGGGCAGGCUGUUCUCUCGCUGUCAGGGAGCAGCAAGAGAAAACUGUUCUGAAGGCAUCAGUAAGGCAGAGGAGUCCUUACUGAUGAGGGGCGUAGUUCUGUGGCAGCAGAGUUAAGGAGGGCAGAGCAGAUCUGGUGGCUGGGGUCAGCCAGGAAUCUUGCCAUCAUCAGGCAAGUCUGUAGCGAGGAAGCCAGCGCAGCAGGUUGGUGGUCAGGCAGUGAUGUGCUUGUAAGGUAGCUCAAGCAAUGCACGAGGGCUGGAGCAGUUCUCAAGCGUGGGCACAGCUCUCGCUCAAGACAAAAACUACGAAAAGUUUGGGAGGAAGACUCCAGCAACGACCUUUCUUCCAAGCUAGGCAUUGACAGAAAUCGCUACGGGUUUGAUUCAUCAUCUCCAUUUGCUACUAAAAUCCGUUGCUCCUGAAACCCAUUAGAGCAGUGAGUGAUUUCAGCUGAUGCUUUCAGCCUGUUCCAUGUUCUGUUUCACGGGCCGUAGGUCCCAUCAGUUAUUUUCUUCUUCAUUACAUUAAACCUUUCUUGUGAUCUCGUGCUCAAACAUACAUAAUCUGAAACUAAAAAACACAGGCCACCCUGACCUUGAAGUUAAGGAGCUCAAUGAUGUUAUCUGAAAGUAUUUUUCUUCGAUGUGUAUUCUUGGAUGUUUUUUUUUGAAGUUUUUCAAUGCAGCUGUGUUGCUGUAAGGGUGAAAGUCUCCUCGGUGCCCGUGUUAAUGGCUCGGGUUUGGGGAAGUGGCGUAGGUGAAUAAAAUGGAGGUAGAGCUGCCUGUUUAUUUUGCAGACUUAGUGUGGCAGACUGCCUGUGUUUCCAUUGGUACUUCUCAGCAGUGCGCUACGGAAUCCGAUCCUUUGUCAGCCCUUUCUUAAUCGCAUUGUGUUUGCUGGUUUCCUCAGCCCUGCGUUUUGAUGGCAGCUAAUCCCAGCGUAUCUGCAUAGCUGAGCACCAAUCUUUUAUCCUCGCAUACACAUUUCCUCCUCUAUCCUCGCCUCUUCUUAAUCACCCUGCGUAUCUGGGAGCAGCUCUUAGCUGUGAAUGCGUUGGGGGGGGGGGGCAGCAGCUAGCCUAGCAUGUGAGAAUCAAAUGCUGCUUUCUGUCUUUCACACCUCUAAGCUACUGAGUCAUCGUUUCAUUCUCUAUGCAUAUAUAUGCAUAAUGCACACAUAAUGCAGUGAAAUUAUUAUCCUCGUGGAGACGCAGGCUGUCGGUGUCCUUUUAAUUCACACUUCUGUGCCUGUGCACAGCAGCAGCCCGCGGUGCUUAACGUCAAGCACCUGUCUUGAUCCAGUAUGGAAAUUCCCAAGCCCAUUGAUCACUUGCUUCUGCGUUACCUGGAGGUGUACCAGUACUCGACCAGGGGAGACCGGAAUGGAUGUGACCAGCCGAUGCACACUGGGAGAUCCUAACAAGCUGCCGGAAGGGGUGCCGCAGCCUGCUCGCAUGCCUUACAUCUCCGACAAACACCCUCGACAGACUCUGGAAGUCAUCAAUCUUCUGCGGAAGCACCGGGAGCUGUGCGAUGUGGUGCUGGUGGUAGGUGCCAAGAAGAUCUAUGCCCACAGGGUGAUCCUGUCCGCCUGCAGCCCGUACUUCAGAGCCAUGUUCACCGGGGAGCUGGCGGAGAGUCGGCAGACAGAAGUGGUGAUCAGAGACAUCGACGAAAGGGCCAUGGAGCUGCUCAUUGACUUUGCCUACACCUCUCAGAUCACUGUGGAAGAGGGAAAUGUCCAGACUUUGUUGCCAGCUGCUUGCCUUCUCCAGCUGGCCGAGAUCCAGGAGGCCUGCUGCGAGUUCCUUAAGAGACAGUUGGACCCUUCCAAUUGCCUGGGCAUCCGAGCUUUUGCUGACACUCACUCGUGCCGUGAACUGCUGAGGAUUGCUGACAAGUUCACCCAGCAUAACUUUCAGGAGGUAAUGGAGAGCGAGGAGUUCAUGCUGCUUCCUGCCAAUCAGCUCAUAGACAUUAUAUCCAGCGACGAGUUAAAUGUUCGCAGUGAAGAGCAGGUGUUCAACGCAGUGAUGGCCUGGGUGAAGUACAGCAUUCAGGAAAGAAGACCCCAGCUGCCACAGGUCCUCCAGCACGUUCGCCUGCCUCUGCUGAGUCCCAAGUUUCUUGUGGGUACAGUGGGCUCUGAUCCUCUUAUUAAGAGCGAUGAGGAAUGCCGAGAUUUAGUGGACGAAGCCAAAAACUAUCUCCUGUUACCCCAAGAGCGACCGCUGAUGCAAGGACCACGAACUAGACCACGCAAACCCAUCCGCUGUGGAGAGGUACUCUUUGCAGUGGGGGGCUGGUGUAGCGGGGAUGCGAUCUCCAGCGUGGAGAGGUAUGACCCUCAAACCAACGAGUGGAGGAUGGUGGCUUCCAUGAGCAAAAGGCGCUGUGGCGUUGGUGUCAGUGUUCUGGACGACCUUCUCUAUGCAGUGGGAGGCCAUGAUGGUUCCUCUUACCUCAACAGUGUAGAAAGGUAUGAUCCAAAGACCAAUCAAUGGAGCAGUGACGUGGCCCCCACCAGCACCUGCAGGACCAGCGUUGGAGUAGCAGUUCUUGGGGGCUACCUUUAUGCUGUGGGUGGCCAGGAUGGUGUCUCUUGCCUCAACAUUGUGGAAAGGUACGAUCCCAAAGAAAACAAAUGGACUCGAGUGGCUUCCAUGAGCACCAGGCGCCUGGGAGUUGCAGUGGCUGUUUUAGGGGGCUUUCUCUACGCAGUGGGAGGCUCUGAUGGAACCUCUCCUCUCAACACUGUGGAACGGUACAAUCCCCAGGAGAACCGCUGGCAUACGAUUGCACCCAUGGGGACGAGGAGGAAGCACCUGGGCUGUGCAGUGUACCAGGACAUGAUAUAUGCUGUGGGAGGCAGAGAUGACACGACGGAGCUUAGCAGUGCUGAGAGAUACAACCCUCGAACCAACCAGUGGUCUCCUGUCGUGGCCAUGACAUCCCGACGGAGUGGAGUUGGCCUUGCAGUGGUGAAUGGACAGCUAAUGGCAGUGGGGGGGUUUGAUGGCACAACGUACUUGAAGACCAUUGAAGUGUUUGAUCCGGAUGCGAACACAUGGAGGUUGUACGGAGGGAUGAACUACCGGCGGCUGGGAGGAGGAGUAGGUGUUAUCAAAAUGACGCACUGUGAAUCCCAUAUAUGUCUACAACUUGGAAUAAACCAAACUGUACAAUUCACUGUAGCGUAAGUAAUGCCAAUGCAGAGACUACGAGCUACAAUGGGAGUCCGGCAAGGAGAGUUUCCUGCCUUCCCUCCUGCUGUGAGCAUUGGACGUGGCAGCUGUGCGGUGGGCGAAAGAGGAAAGUGAUACAGAAAAACAUUGCUUUUGCCUUAUUUACAGAGAGCUUCAAAAAAAAAAAAAAUAAGUACUUGACCUGCAAGGUGCCACCUUUACACAGAAGCUUCUCUGUGCACAGAGCGUAUUUAUUUUUUCAUUUCAUUUGUAUCACGUGUUUUCUUUGUAUCGCUCACAGCGAUGAUUCCAGCUCUUCUAUACGUAUCUAUGUGUGCAUAUAUAUGUAUUUUAUAUAUAUGUAUAUGUGCGUGUGCAAUUUGAGUUUUAAUGAGUUGGUGGUUAGGGCGGGGCUAUGUCCUGCAAGCUAUCGUGGUUCCAACCCUGGUGGUAUGUAGUUGGGUCUCAGAGUACAGGAGACCUCUGAAGAUGGGUACCCUGAGUGUCUUUGCAGCCUUGCUGGAGGCAAAAAGUAGAACUGGAACUCUCAUCUAUCGACUGAAUCAGUGAAAUGCCACAGAAGAGGAUGAGAGUGAAAAGGAUUUCAUAUGAUGCCUUUUUACUGUACAGCGUAUGGUACAAAAGUUCAGCUUUUGUCUCUCACCUCCUCUGUAUUUGAACCUAGAAACAGCUAGCUGUUGCUUAUUUAAAUAAGUCUUUCUCAUGUUGCCUGCUGGAUACCACUUCUCUGAAGCUAGUAGGCAGGUACCAUCUGUUAAUUCUGGCUAGCCUAGAUCAACACUCACUUCUCAGGUUCUUGAUAGAAUGGCAGACCUGCAGUCGAGUCAGCUCCUGCUGUGAAAAAUGCUUAGACCAGCGUCACCUUAGCUGCCCUCCUGCCUCUCAUCUGUGUCUCUAGAAUUCCUGUUGUAAAACACUAGCCAUGAUGAGAUGGUGCACUCCCUUCCAGUGACUUGUAUAAAGCGCACUUUCUCUUUUGUCUAGAACGGGGAAUGGUCUGAAAUCAGAGAGGAGUUUGGAAGGGAGGGACUGCUGGCAGUGUGAAUUACUGUCAUGUUUUGGUGAGUGCAGAGGCACCUGGGGGGGAGAGAGGGAGGAGGAACUCAAGACUCAAAGGUUCUGAUAUGUUUGUUUGUACUGUAAGUACUGUCUGUACUGAAAAGACCUGUUGCACCUGAUGUAACUUUGGACCUUAUCAAAUCUGAUUUUAAAAGGACUGUGAAUUCUUGAGAUGAAGGCAGUGCUGACAUCUUAAGUUCUUAUCUUCAUAGUUUGAUUCAUGUAACAGCAUUUUAAUGUGCUUGAAUAUAGUAGAAGUUACACUACAGUAAUAAAUGGGUCAUUAAAACUUUUUAAAAGCUCCUUUUCCCCUCAAGGUUGGUAUUCUUACGUUUACAUAUGAAAAUCAUUUGCACCUUUACAAGGAAAACAAGUAUUCUGUAAACAAAUGUUUACAUUUAUCAUUUAUGCUUUUUUCUAGCAUGAGUAACUUGUAUAAAUAGUGCUAUCUUAAUAAAUUUCUUCUAUGCUGUUC